GUAUAUACAACAGUACGUGACAUGGUCAAGUGGAAUUUAAAUAUUUUGAAUUUCAAUUAACAAUAUUUGUGAUAUGUACAGAAAAAAUACUCGUAAAAUUAUUGCAAAGAACAAAUCAAACAAUUGUCGCAAAAAAACCAGAAACGAGAAAUGAAACAAUUUAUUCGAAAUAAACUCCAAAAAUUUGAUUCUACAGUGAAAAUUAUUUAAAAGGUGAAAUUUUGUUAUUGAAAAAAAAAACAAAGAAAAAACGACGAUCGUUUAGUGCUGUGGGGAAAUUUGUGGGUCGAUGAUCCGACCGGAAGACCGAUCUUUAAAAAGACGAAAUUCUAGAUCGGUCGUCGUGGGUUCGGCGAGAGUUGAAUUGGAUUGGGGUCGGGGUCGCGGUCUUGGUCUCGGGAAUAAUCGGACAAUUAUUCGCGUUUUGCGAAGUGCGCCAAGUGCGGUGCGCCGUGUCUCGUGGUUUCUGACACUUUUGUCGGCCACUUGGCAUUCGACAAGAAGAAGAAGAUUGUUUUCAAAAGUAUUAUUAUUAUUAUUAUAUACUUGAAGUGGUAAGAUGGCUACAAACGCCGUCGACGACCAAUAUUUCUAUGAAGAUGUCGUCUACAGGGUCGACAAAAAGGGUAAUGUUGAAUUUGGCAUCAUUAUGGAAAACGACGAUCAGGAUAUGUCCGACGACAGUUCUGCCAAUGAGGAAAGUCCUAAGAGGAAAAAGGGCGAAAUCCGCGUGGUCUGGCAUCCUUCCGGUGUCGAAGAACUCGUCAAUUCCAAAAAAGUUCAUCUGGCAGAUAGAACUUUGAUGCCAGGAGAUGUUGUGCGUCGUAUGAUUAAAGGAAAAGACACUCAGAGGGGUUAUUGCAGAGAUAUUGAACUCACAGCUUGUGUUCAAGUCAUUGGUUCAAAGCAAGUCCUUACAAACAUUAAAAGCGAAGAUUUGGUGCCUCUCGAGGAAUUUGCAACCGACAUUGCAGUUUGUAUGGAUUCCUGGGUGGGUGGAAUCAGAAUUGUUCAUUUUAAAUUGUGGCUGGCCACACCCGAUGGAUCUCGAUGUGUCAUUAAUGAAAUGGAUGCACGAGGUUUGGAGAAUUUUGAAGAAAAACGAGACAAUGAGAAUGAUUUUCCACACUCCUCGGAAUUUUAUCCCGGUCAAAGUUUAUGGGGACCUGUUCAUUGUUUAGAGGAUGCGCAAUGGAUUCAGUGUACAAAAGAAAUGAAAGCGAAACGUAAAUCGAAACCUCAGAGAAUUACAAAAGUAAUUGUGGAAAAAGUGGAAACAGAUUGGGUCGGUGUUCAUUGGCAAUGUCGAGCAUAUUCGAAAGAUGGAGCGUGGUCGGAUCAAGCACAACCAAAAUUCGUUGUUGAAGGCGAGGAUCUCAAGAAAUUGAAAUUAUUAAAUGUUUUUGAACCGUCAACACUUCAAGUUGGUGAUCGUAAUUUUUAUGUGAUUAAAGGCAACGAGAACGUUAUAACCAGGGAACAAUGGAGAAAGCAGCAAAAGGAAAAUUAUCAAGUUCCUAAACACAGUCCAAGAAAAACGCGUUCAAGUGCUGCGAAAUGUUUAGAUGAUAAGUUAAAGGAUAAAGACAAAGAGAGAGAUAAGGAUAAGGAGAAAUGUGAAAAUGAAACUAAUGCUCAAAAUCAACGACGGGACAAUAGUGCUCAAAGAAACGUGAAUUCGGUCUCUAGUAAUGUUUUAAUGCCACCGUCGCAUAAUCAAAAUGCCGAGAGUUCUGAUGAUUGGGACACAGAAGAUACUGGCUCUCAGAGCGACACUGCCUCGAUAUCCAGCGGGUGUUCAAGUAUGUCGUCAAUGGGAAGGAAGAAGAAAGGUCCUGCGUUGAUGACAAAAGUUCUUAAGAAAAAGAAACUUUGUAAAGCAAAGAAAAAAGUGCCUCCACCGGUUUUGCUACCUGGUACUAAAAUUGUUGUAGAAACUUUAUCAACAAACACUAAAGCAAAUGUUGUCUGGCAGGAUGGAUCUGUUGAACUUGGAAUUCCAUCAACGCAAUUGUAUCCAAUUCAUCAUUUAGAUGACAAAGAAUUCUUUCCUGGAGAUUUUGUUGUUGAUCAGAAGGAAGAAUCAAGAAUGUACGGAGUGGUUCAAAGUGUCGAUCAUCAGGGACGAACUGCAAAUAUAAAGUGGUUUAGAACUUAUACAUCUAGUCAAAGUCCACAGCCAAUAUUCCUAGAAGAUCGAGAAGUGAGUGUCUACGAUUUGAAAGAUCAUCCGGAUUUUCAAUAUAGACCCGGUACCCGAGUAAUUCGAAUAGCGAAUUUUGAGGGAGAGGACGCAAAUUGUACAGCGGGACAAGUAUUAGAUAAUUAUCCGGAAGGACUAGUAAAAGUGUGGUGGAUAGACGGUCACAUUAGUAUGUGUUGGCCGCAGGAUCUCUACAAAGUAGGAGAAUACGAUAGCGACGAAGGAGAAUGGGACGACGUGUCAUCAGACGCUUCAUGGGAGACUGAACUUGAAGACUGUUUUAUUGCCGAUACGGAUUCAACUGAGCAAACAGAAAAUAUCAAACCAAAAUUAGCAGCUCAUAUAGAAAAAGCACGGAAGGCAAUGUCCAGAUUGGAGGAAAUAUUCACUCAAAAUCCAUCCCUACAGACCACCGAGGUAAUGAGAAAAUUACUCGAAGUCUACAAGGAUUGUCGAUAUAUGGAUAAAUUAAUGGGAACUUCGUUCUUCCAUGAGAGUCACUUCCAGGGAUUACUUGAGAGAGUUCGCGAGCGAGGACGUGCGAACGUCGCUCAAAGAAUGGCCGAUCAAGUGACAAGACUGUUUACUCAUCAACCGGCAGGUUCCGAAGAAAUUGAUCAAAAUUUACAUAGUGAGAGUACACAAGACGCGUCAGAAAACAUAACCGUGGAAAUUAAUAGCGAAUCAAUUGAAACUGCAAAAGAGGAUGAGAAAAAAGAGAGUCAAGAGCAGGACGAAAUUAAUAAACUCUUCAUUAAUAUGAAUCCAAAUCCUGAAGAUUCGGGAUUAUUUUCAGCGGAUAAUUCAAAAAAAGAAUCGGGUUCCAGUGAAUCAAGUGGCGAAUUUUUACUCAGUGAAGAUGCCAAUCGUACAUCAUUUGUCAAAGAAGAUUCCGAGAAAGAUGAUGACCAGGAUUUAAAAUCUCAAGGGCCAGUUAAUUAUAAUCUUGGAGGUUCACAUGUUUGUGUGAAAUUGUGCACAUUGAUAAAAGCGCAAUUGGUCCUUGCACACGCGGAAGUUACGAAACGAUUUGGUUUAUCGAAAAUGUCAUUGUCAGACGCUGCGAAAAAUUCUUCACCAGCGAAAAUUCCGCCAAAAGAAGAGGCAGAGGAAAAAGAAAAGGAGAAACCUGUUUUAAUUGAAGAAACACUUGAUACUUCAAUUGAAAUUCCUCCACUUGUUUAUACAGAGGGUGAAGGUUUUAUGAUCGAAGAAACAGCUCCCGAUUGUCAUAAAUUUAAACUCACUAUGUUUCAACCAACAGAUCCGACGAAUUUCUUCAGAACUGUUUCUAAGGAACUUAAACUAUUGAGAAGUUCACUUCCGCCAGGAAUUUGGGUUAAAGGAUUUGAAGAUAGAAUUGAUCUUUAUUCAGUAAUGUUUCGAGGUCCAGAAAAAACUCCUUACGAAGAUGGACUCUUUCUUUUUGAUUUUCAAUUAUCCGCUGAUUAUCCAGUAGCGCCGCCAUUGUGCCAUUAUAUUUCCUAUUGCAGUGACAGAUUAAAUCCAAAUUUGUAUGAGGAUGGAAAAGUGUGUAUUAGUUUAUUAGGAACGUGGGCUGGUCGUGGAACAGAAGUAUGGACAAGUUCGUCGACACUUUUGCAAGUUAUUGUUUCAAUUCAGGGUCUCAUUCUUGUGCCAGAACCUUAUUUCAAUGAAGCUGGCUUCGAGAAACAAAGAGGAUCUCAACAAGGGAGGGAAAAUUCGAGAAUGUAUAAUGAAAUGGCUGUACUGAAAUUGGUACAGGCGCAGACCAAACUUUUACUACAUCCUCCGCCCAUUUUUAAAGAUAUUAUUAUCGAGCAUUUUAAACGUCAUACGGAAAAACUUGUCGAAAGGUUGGAUCGUUGGAUGGAGAUCUCGGAACAACACAAUAAUCAACAUCCAUUGUCUCCCUGUACUCCAACGACAUUUAAGGAAAUCGCUCAAGUUGAUGAAUCAAUUCUACCUGAAUUUCCUUUGAUACCGGCCUCGAGAGGUUUCUGCAUCACUUUAAGGAAAACUCUAGUAACAUUUAAGCGUACACUUGUAAAUGAAGGAAUAGUCAAAUUAACAAACAUACCGGAAUUGGAUGAUUCUAGUGUUUUCACUGAAGAAAAUGAAAGUUCAUCGCAAAAUCAAUCAAUAAAUAUUAAAUCUGACAAUAGAAGAAGUGAAAUCGAAGAAAAUGAUUCUCACUCAACGUCAAAUAGUCAACAAGCAAAAAUUGCAGAUUCUCUUUCGUCUACGUGUAGUCCAACGUCCGUUACAAAUGAAACGAAAAAAGAUACAUCGGAGCGAAAUUCUAGCUAGCCUCAAGGUAAAUUUAAGCGCCUAGUAUACAAAAAUUGCGCAACUAUUCGGUAAUAUUACACAUUAAACAAAAAAUUAAUUUUAAUAUUACAAUUUUUUUCGAUAUAUAUAUAUUUAAUUGAUAUCAACUUUUAGAAAAAUCGUCUUUAAACAAUCAAUUAAAUUAAUAAACAUUAAUUUAAUUAAUUGAAAGAAAUGAAACUACAAGUUAUAAAUCACAAGAAACAGAAGCAUUGCUUCAAAAAAAAAGAGAAAAAAUGAAAACGCUUUAUUAAAUAAAUGCAAAUAUGUUUUACCGGCUUUUUGGUAAAAAAAAAAAAUUGAAAGAAAACCAAAUUUAAUGUUAAUUAUUUCGUAGUCUAGCUAUAUAAAUUGAAACGACGCCGAAAACACCGUGUGCAUUUAGUUUCAAUGUUUGUAAAACUAUCCUUGAAAAAAAAUAUUGCUAGACUAAAGUCAAGUCGAAUGCGUACGACAAGUUUUUUUAGAAUCACCCCCUCGCCUCCCUUUCACAAAUUUGCAAUAGCAACGAGUAUUUUAGGAUAAAUCAUAAACAAUAAUAGUGAGUAAAUUAUAAACGCAUUUUAAUAUAAUUCAAAGUGUCUCGAGAUUUCCAAAGUCUUAAUGCUAUUUCGAUUACACUGAACUCGUUAUGCCAUCCAUUAUUAAGAUAUAUUAUGGUGAAAGAAAUGAUUAAAAAAAAAUCUAUUCAAGUGGCUUUAGAAGUUAUAGGGCGUAGACUAGAAAGAUUCGUAUUAUAGAUUGACCUAUCGACAAAGAGUCUAAUGUUAUUAAUUACUCGUAGAUAGAUAAAUAACAACAGUGAUAUUGACUAGAAGGCUGUAUAGUUCACAAUGAAUUUCUCUUUAUUUAUUUUUUUUUAAAAACAAAGUCCUAGUUUUUUUUAUUUUGAAUUUAAUUUAUUUCAUUUUUCUAGUACUUAAUACGUUCAAAUCGUUCUUAUGUGUAUAUACAGUAUUAUAUCAUUUAUCGAUAAUUAAUUCAUUAAUCAGAAACACAUUAUUUUAGUCCCUUUGCGAUUACUCUUCUUUUUUUUAAGUACCUUUUUUCUCUCCUUUUGAAAAUAAUUUCUUUUUCAUUUUCAAUGUUUUUUUCAUUGUCAUUGCGAAUUUCAUUCUAUGUAUAUUUUUAUUAGAUUAUUAUCUACUACUUUGAAUUUUUUUAUCUUAUUUUUUUGCCUUUUCAAAGUAAUUUAAAUUUUUGUCACUGAGCGCGAUUAGUAAAAAAAAGGACGCUGUGCCGAAAAAAGAUGUAUGCACUCGUUAAAAAAAAAUGCUUUUUUAAAAUAUUAUCCUGACGUUCUUAUGAAGGCAAAGCUCAGUAACACUCUUAAAAUUGAAGUAGACAGAGGCGUUGACUUUUCUAAGUGUAUUUUAUAAAUUGUCGUACCUCUGCAUCGGGUGCUAUUUGUUCCUAUGAUUAUAAAAGAGCUCUUGAAAUAUUAGUAAGAAAUUUAUUAAUUUAUUGUAUAUUUUGUUUUAAACAUCACUUCAGAAUUCAUAAUUUUCUUUUUGAAAAAAAUACUUGUUUUUUUUUGAAAUGUUAUAUUAACACUGCUAAAAAUCAGUAUUCUAUUUAAUAAUUAAGAAAUAUUUGACUAAUUAAACAUUAACAGUAAAUAAAUGGAGAAUCGUCUGCAAAAAAAAAAAGUAAUAUUUUUUGCAAGAAGUGACGAAUUAUUGCUCAACGUUUUAAAAUAAAAAUACUGUCUAGUAGUUAAGUAAUAUUUCGUAAUUUUGUAUCUAAAUUUUAUAACGUUGAACAAUAAUUUAUCACGGAAUAAAGUUGAAACUAAAAAAUUAUAAUUUAAAAAAUAGGAUUUAUAAUUUAAGAACUAUAAAUUAUUUCAAAAUAUUUAGAAAUUCUACAUUGUAAAUAAAAAUUAAAUUUCUAAUAGAUUUUCAAAAUUAAUAACUGAAAACUGGUUUUAAUUCAGAAAUACAAAGUUUUAUUUUGAAAAUUGUAUUAAUUAUUAUUAUUAUUACCAUUUACUUUUAGAAAUUAUUAAAGAAAGAAGAAAAUUAUGAAUCCAGAAGCGCAGAAAUUUGGGGAAAUUUGAGCUAAAUUUUAUGACCUAACUAGUUUUGCGUCUAAGGAAACUAAAAAGAGCGUCAAUCAGGAAAGAAUCAUUUCUAAAGGCCAAUAGAUUGCUCGCAAAUGGUGCUGAUUGUUAACAAUUUAUAAAGAUAAGGAUGUACAUGCAGCCAUGUUUGAAACUAAAGAAAGUGUGUAAAUUUAAAAAAAAAAAAAAAAAAGGAAACGUGGGUUUUACCACAGAAAGUGCUUUAAAGCGACGAUUCAUAUUAAAGAAAGUGUAUGUAUUAUAUUAUAAAUAUAAAAAAAGGUUUGUAAGUUAAAAAAAAAGAGAAAAACAAUUAACAGAGAGUUUUGAAAUUGUAUGAAAGAUGAUGAAAAAUUGUAAUGAGAAUGAAAGCACAAGGCUAAGUAUUCAAUAAAAUUAAAAAAAAAAAAAAAACGAAGCGGGAUGCCUUGUAUAUAAAAUGAGCUAGCUAUUUAUAUAUAAAUAUAUUUAAAAUAUUAAAUUUCUAUAGAAUCAGAUUCACUUUUAAAUUGUCAGCAAUAUUAUUUGAUGCUUCAAAGACUAAAAAAAAAUUGUAUAAUUUUAUUUUUUUAAAUCUGCUUUAAUUUUAGAAAAAAAAAACCAAUCACGGCCUCCUUCCAUGAUUGUGUACUAUACAAAGGGCUGUAAAUUUUGUUUUUUCUUAUAUAUUAUAUAUUUUAUAUUAUUUGUCAAUAAUAAAAAAAUCACUAUUAAUUUUUUCUAGUAAUGAGACACGUGCGUCUGAUUAUAAUUAUAUAUUAUUGUCCUUCAUUAUAAGGAAACGUGAUAUUUAUAAGAAAAAAAAGGAAGAAAUGUUACUUCUUGAACCUGGAAUUAUGAAAAAGAAGGACGGCUUCUUAUUUCUUAUUCAAACCCCUAUCUCUUAUCAUCAAUCCUCAUUUUGUUUUUUUUUGUUAUUUAAAUUUUUCUUUUUACUUGUAUUUUUACUCACACUGUAUUUUUAUGCGCUUGGGUGCAUUUUAAAAAGUUGAGAAGUGUAAUAAAUGAAAAAAAAAGUUAUUGGAA
Leptopilina boulardi is the source of this 7604-nucleotide messenger RNA. RefSeq names its product (E3-independent) E2 ubiquitin-conjugating enzyme UBE2O. The transcript is spliced from 9 exons. The record is from RefSeq and is a predicted model, not a curated record. NCBI's taxonomy places the organism in Eukaryota, Metazoa, Arthropoda, Insecta, Hymenoptera, Figitidae. The coding region runs from base 560 to 4495 and encodes 1311 amino acids.